Messenger RNA from Porites lobata, 612 nucleotides. The record is from the annotation of a GenBank genome assembly. Lineage: Eukaryota; Metazoa; Cnidaria; Anthozoa; Scleractinia; Poritidae.
AUGGCGAAUGCAGAACCUUCACCUCUGGCCAGCUCAAGAGAGAAGACAAAUGGAAGCAAGCUAAACAGACUCCUUAUCGAUGGUGGAACAACAGUACUGAGGAAAAUUUUUGAUCGGCAUCACCCACCUGCCAACUUGUCUUCUAGUCUCAAUGCCAAUUACUACACUCUUCACAACCUUUUGCGUAGAAGAGUACUAAAUGGCCAUCAGUGGGGAAAACUGUUCCCCCCUAAUGGAAGGAUACCAGAUUCUAACACGUUUGACAUCACUCUUCUGUUCCUUCUACUAACCAACAUUUGUGGUUUAUCCCCUCCCCCAACAGGAUGGCAUACCAAGCCAUCCCCUAAUGACAAAUCUCUCGAGGCUAACCUUGCUCGCGUUAAGUUCUUUCGGAAUAGGCUGUAUGGUCACAUGACAACCACCGGUGUAGAUGAGACGUCUUUCUCUACCAUCUGGCAGGAAUUAAGCACUACUCUUCAUUCUCUGGGUUUAGAUCAAGCAGAAAUUGACAGACUGAAGGCAGAGGGGGGUGGAGAGCAAGAUUACCUUGAUGUCUUGAUUGAGUGGGCUGACAGUGAACAGGACAUAAAAACACAGCUGAAGAAUAUUCAG